Messenger RNA from Actinia tenebrosa (Australian red waratah sea anemone), 1485 nucleotides. Its product is annotated as coiled-coil domain-containing protein 86. Lineage: Eukaryota; Metazoa; Cnidaria; Anthozoa; Actiniaria; Actiniidae. Gene Ontology annotation, cellular component: nucleolus. The record is from RefSeq and is a predicted model, not a curated record.
AUCUCAACCCUCAAGUGGUUCUGGGUAUUGAGAGGUUACUCAGAUUCCCAAGAUGGCGGACGAGAAAGAACAGAACAGCGACAAGAAAAACGAACCGAUUAAAAUACCUCGUGGAAGGCCUAAAUCUGGACGAGUAUGGAAGAGUGAAAAAAAUAAGAAGUCUACCAUAAUCAAGGUUAAGCCACUACACUCCGACUGGAAGAAAAAGCAAAAAGAUAAACUGGAGAAGAAGCUACUCAAGGCGUAUGAGAGUGAGCUGAAAGAUACGGCAACUAAACAAAAAGAGGAGAAAAGAAAGAGGCAAGAAGAGAACAAAAAGAGACGGGAAGAAAAUGAAAGAAAAUCUCAAAUUGUUCAAGUUAUAAAAGACACUUCCAAGAUAAAGAAGAUGAAAAAAAAGCAUCUAAGACAAAUAGAGACAAGAUAGUAUAUCGUAUUUGCAAAUACUAUACUUCCCAUACAGUAUUCUUGUCCAUGGCAUUUUCCUGCUUGCAUCAUUACAGCCUCGUACUUCCAUAUUCAAGGGGUACACCACAUACAUUGAUACAACAAUAGCUGAGCAAGAUUUGGAUAAUCAAGAUUCAAGUCUGGAUUGAUUGGCUGUAGGUUGAAUGCUCCAGGUUCGAUUUCACUGUUGCUCAGGUUUAGCCUCAAUUAUAGCUAGAGUAUUCAUGUGUGCUUGUGUAGGUCUGGUAUUUCAAAAUGUGUUGUCAAAGUUGGUGCAUUUUAUAAGGGUCAAUAUUUAAGGAAGUGAGGCUAAACCAGAGUAAGUAAUCAGUUGACUUGUCUCUCUUCAUGAAUGUAUGGUUCAGUAGCUUUUAUUCUAUAUUAUAUGUGUGUAUGUUGUGGGGGUGGGGUUGGGGAAUCUCCUUUUCCAGGAAGGGGAAGGGAAGGUAUCGCACACUUGCAACAAGUUAUUUAGGCUGAGAAAAACUCUUAAUUUUAUUUGUUUGUUAAUGGCAUCAAAUUUAUCACAGCCAUUACAGAUAAACAGUAGUAAAUAGUUAUGAAACUCCAUUAAAUUGAUAUGAAUAAAUACAUCAUAAAAUAUUGCUGAUAUAUAUUAAGUUAAAUUCAAAUUCAUCACAUCCAUUACAGAUUGACAGUAGUAAAAGUUAUGAAACUCCAUAAAAUUGAUGAAAAAAUAUACAUCAUAGAAUAUUGCUGAUAUCUAUUAAAUUAAAAUUAUUUAAAAUACACUUAACUGUUAAUUGGAAUCCAAGAACCCAUUGUUAUAUCACACAGUUAAUACCAGUAUGCUCACCAUCCCUUGGUUAUUGCUUCUUCUUUGUUAGAAAAGAGAUAGAUCUUUGCAAUAUGAAGUUAAAACAAAAGUGAGACUUUUGACCAUUUGAUGAAGUCCAACCAACAAUCAGCCAAUGAUGUAAAUGUUUUUUUUGGCAUGUACUGUAAAUUAUUGAGUGAAAAAUGUAAAGCAGCAUAAAAGUUAUUAAUACAAGUCACACAAGUGGCUUUGCGAACAUA